Molecule: messenger RNA, 2469 nt
Organism: Trichoderma gamsii
Lineage: Eukaryota; Fungi; Ascomycota; Sordariomycetes; Hypocreales; Hypocreaceae
Exons: 3
Coding region: 1-2469 (822 amino acids)
Source: RefSeq, a predicted model, not a curated record
AUGGCCGUCAUCAGCAAAUUGCUGCCUGUGGCAGCCGUCUUGUUCGGUUGCGUGAGUCCCGCUACCGCUCUAGCUGUUCCUGAGCCUGCGGACAGAUGGGACGUACACUAUCAUGUUGACCUUGGCUCUCGUUUGACCUCCAAAGGUCUUGCCCCGGUCCCGGAAGAGGCUGGUAAGAAUGCCUCGGCAGUUCUUGCGGAGCGCGGACAGGAAGACGGCGCGGAUUGUGACUGUAAAGUUCACACAGUCUACAUGACGCAGGAGCAUUACGACCAGAUUCAGCGUGAGGGUGAAGGACACCCAAGCCCGUCUACUCAUAAGAACACUGGUGAGAACGGAAAUGGAAAGUCUGGAGAGAAUGGAAGACAUAACGAGGCUGGAACGCAUGGAAAGGGCGGCAACCACGGGGAGAGUGGAAAACGCCGGGAGAACGAAACACACGGAGAGAAUGAAACAUACGGAGAGAACGGCAACUACGGCAACAAAGGAUAUUACAGCGAGAAUGGAAACCACGGCAAGAAUGUGAAUGGCACGGCCAGGCACCAAGUCCAACGGGGAGACCAGGGCGAUCGAAGACCUGAAGGUCGGUACGGUCCUCAAGGCCCCCAGGGCGAUCAAGACCGCCAAGGCUUUUGGGGCCCUAACGGUGGCCAUGGUGAUCAAUGGCCCCAGGUUGACGAAGGACCCCAAGGUCCUCGAGGUCCCAAGGGCGACCAGGGUGAUCGAGGGCUUCAAGGUUUGACUGGUCCCCAAGGCCCGCAGGGCAAUCGCGGUCCCCAAGGUUUUACAGGCCCGCAGGGCAAUCGCGGUCCCCAAGGUUUUACAGGCCUGCAGGGCAAUCGUGGUCCCCAAGGUCCUCAGGGUCUGCCUGGCACAGAUGGCACAGAUGGUGCAGAUGGUGCAGAUGGAGCUGUAGGCCCUGUAGGCCCUAUUGGCCCCAUUGGACCUAUUGGACUUACUGGUCCCAUUGGACCUAUUGGUCUCACCGGUCCUGCUGGUGCAGAUGGUGCAGAUGGUGCAGAUGGUGUAGAUGGUGCUAUAGGCCCUAUUGGUCCUAUUGGCCCUAUUGGUCUUACCGGUCCUGCUGGUCCUGCUGGUGCAGAUGGUGCAGAUGGCGCAGAUGGAGCUGUAGGCCCCAUUGGCCCUAUUGGCCCCAUUGGACCUAUUGGUCUUACUGGUCCUGCUGGUGCAGAUGGUAUAGAUGGAGCUAUAGGUCCUAUUGGUCUUACUGGUCCUAUUGGCCCUAUUGGACCUAUUGGUCUUACUGGUCCUGCUGGUGCAGAUGGUAUAGAUGGAGCUGUAGGCCCUAUUGGCCCUAUUGGUCCUAUUGGUCUUACUGGUCCUAUUGGCCCCAUUGGACCUAUUGGUCUUACUGGUCUUACCGGUCCUGCUGGUGCAGAUGGUGUAGAUGGAGCUAUAGGACCUAUUGGCCCUGUUGGCCCCAUUGGUCCUAUUGGUCUUACUGGUCCUAUUGGCCCCAUUGGUCUUCCUGGUCUUCCUGGUCUUAUUGGCCCUAUUGGACCUAUUGGUCUUACUGGUCCUGCUGGUGCAGAUGGUGUAGAUGGAGCUAUAGGACCUAUUGGCCCUAUUGGCCCCAUUGGCCCUAUUGGUCUUACCGGUCCUGCUGGUGCAGAUGGUGUAGAUGGAGCUGUAGGACCUAUUGGCCCUAUUGGCCCUAUUGGCCCUAUUGGCCUUACCGGUCCUGCUGGUGCAGAUGGUGUAGAUGGAGCUGUAGGACCUAUUGGCCCUAUUGGCCCCAUUGGCCCUAUUGGUCUUACCGGUCCUGCUGGUGCAGAUGGUGUAGAUGGAGCUAUAGGACCUAUUGGCCCCAUUGGCCCCAUUGGUCUUACCGGUCCUGCUGGUGCAGAUGGUGCAGAUGGUGUAGAUGGAGCUGUAGGCCCCAUUGGCCCUAUUGGCCCCAUUGGCCCUAUUGGUCUUACCGGUCCUGCUGGUCCUGCUGGUGCAGAUGGUGCAGAUGGCGCAGAUGGAGCUGUAGGCCCCAUUGGCCCUAUUGGCCCCAUUGGCCCCAUUGGUCUUACCGGUCCUGCUGGUGCAGAUGGUCCUGCUGGUCCUGCUGGUCCUGCUGGUCCUGCUGGUCCUGCUGGUGCGCAAGGCAUUCAAGGACUGCCGGCUGGUUCUGCCGAUUAUGACUAUAUUGGCUGCUUUACGUCACCCUUGGACGGAACGAAUGGCCUGACGACGGCCUUUGCCUCUUUUAAUGACAUAACGUCUGUUGAUGACUGCGCCACUCGGUGCGCUACAUUUCGUCCCGGCAACCCUGCCCUGUACUUCACACUGGCAACAGUAGGUGUAAAUUCUGUUUGCUCAUGCGGAGACGCGAUUGUGGCCGAUGCCACCACCAACGACGGCCACAAUGUAUGCAACUCGCAAUGCACUUUCCCGGGCCUUAAUGGGCGCCCAGUCUUUUGCGGUGGCACAAACUUGGUAUCCGUCUUUGCUUCAGUUUAG